Molecule: messenger RNA, 896 nt
Organism: Heterotrigona itama
Lineage: Eukaryota; Metazoa; Arthropoda; Insecta; Hymenoptera; Apidae
Source: the annotation of a GenBank genome assembly
AUGUCAAUCAAGGUAUUAUCGGGAAAAGUAUUUUUACUAGUUACAGGUGCAAGUCGUGGAAUUGGAAAACAGCUUGCAAUAUCCAUUGGUUCAGUUCUGGAAAAAGAUUCACAUGUGCUUUUAUUAGCAACAAAUUUAAAUGCUUUAAAAGAAACGGCAAAAAAUAUUCCUGCAAGUGUAUCUGUUGAUACUGUUAGUGCUGAUUUAGCUAAAACAACAAAAGAUAAAUUGCAUGAUAUUAUAAUGCAGUCUUUAAAAGAUCAAGCUUUACAUGAGUUUGAUCGACUAGUUGUAAUACAUAACGUUGGUUCACUUGGACCUAUGAAUCAGUGUACAAAUGAUCUGACCGAUAUAAAUAUGUGGCAUGAUUAUUACGAUCUAAAUGUUUUUGUUCCUGCUAUAUUAAAUGGGGUUAUUAUGCAAAUAUUCAAUGAAAAAACAAAUACUGAAAAACUGGUUAUAAAUAUUACAUCAUUAUAUGGCAUAAAACCGGGAAAAUAUUUAAGUUACUAUUGUUCAGGAAAAGCAGCACGAGAAAUGUUUUUUAAAGUAUUUGCAGUAGAAAAUCCAGAGAUCAAUGUCUUAAAUUAUUCACCAGGACCGGUUGAAACCGAUAUGUAUUAUGAAAUUUGUAAUGAACUUGCUGACAAACAAAUGAAAACAGAAUUCAAAGAUAUGUUAACGAAAAAAACUGUUCUAACUUGUGAGCAAACAGUUAAUCAUCUUUUAACGGUUCUUAAAGAACAAAAAUAUAAAUCCGGUGAUCAUGUUGAUUAUUAUGACGAAUUAUGAAUUACGUACAUUUAUUGAUGUGAAUGAUUUGCAUCCAGUUAUCAGGUAAAAUUUCGCAAUGCGAAUAAAUAUAUUUUUAAUAAAUUGUUUACAGGGUUGGUUAA